UUCCUGUUUGGAAUUUCUGGCAAAUGCAAGGCUGAAGUUCAUCAGUGCCAUCCUAGAGGAACUGGGGGCUCCAGAAGGGCUUUGUGGCCCCACAAAUAUCCUUGGCCCGAGCGAUGUGUCUUAGAUCUUUAAUAUUCAAACCAUGUCAUGCUACCUCAAACCUGUCGGCGGGAAGUUCUCUUCUGCAGAGAUAAAAUCAACGCACCUGUUUGACUUCCUGUUCAGACGGCCUUCUUCUCUCUUUUGCCCGGUUUCAGAGCAUCUUCAUUCAUGACGGAAGAUCUCAUCAUGUACUUCAAUUACAGUGGAGAGAUGGACGACUACAAUGACAGUUAUUCCUACGACUGUUGCUUAGCCCAGCCGUGCGAUCUGAACCCAUAUCAGAACUUUUCCAUGCAGUUUCUGCCUUCCUUCUACACCCUAAUUUUCUUGCUGGGUCUCGGAGGCAACAUGAUGGUCAUCGCUGUCUUGCUCCUGGACAAAGUCUCCUUACUGGGGACCGACAUUUUCAUCUUCAACCUGGCCAUCGCGGAUAUUCUUCUGGUGUUCACGCUCCCUUUCUGGGCUGCCCAGGCCGUGCUGGGCUGGAUCUUCAAGGACUUCCUUUGCAAGGUCAUCGGCAGCAUCCUGAAGAUCAACUUCUACGCCAGCAUCCUCUUCCUCAUCUGCAUCAGCUUUGAGCGGUACCUCUCCAUCGUCUACGUCAUACGGAUGUACAACAGGAACAAGCGCUUCCUGAUCGUCUACACCACCUUGCUGGUGUGGCUCGUCUGCUUCCUGCUGACCGUGCCCGACUUCAUUUACCUGACGGCCGAGUUUGACAGCCGUCUGAACGUUACUUCCUGCGUCCUCUCCUUCCCACCUCAUAGUAGCAAGAGGUGGAGAAUCGCCCUGAUUAUCAUCAACCAACUGGUCGCUUUCUUGCUCCCUCUGAUGGCCAUGAUCUACUGCUACGUCCACAUCAUCCUCACCCUCUUGCGUUCCAGAGGGUUCCAAAAACACAAGGCCCUCAAGGUUAUCUUGGUGGUGGUGGUGGCCUUUUUCCUCUGCUGGUCGCCCUAUCAUUUGGUGCAGUUCCUCAACACCUUGCUCCAGCUGGACCUCCUGCAGAAGGAUUGCCAGAGGGAUGAGAGCUUGGACAUUGCCGAUACCGUCACCACCAGCUUAGGCUUCUUCCACUGUUGCCUCAACCCGCUGCUCUACGCCUUUGUCGGCGUCAAGUUCCGGAACAAGCUCCUGACCGUGCUGAGGAGAUUCGGCUGCAUCAAUCAGAACUUCCUGAAGAAGCAUUCCAGGUCCUUCAGCCAGCAGAGAGAUUCAAGUUGGUCCGAAAGCACAGAUUGCUCCUAUGCGGCUUUCUAGAAUGAUCUGGGGCCGUAAGGACGCCAUUGUUCCAAAGGUGCCUUUUUCACGAGGCAACUGGUUUUUCUUUGAAGAUAUUUCACUUUCCAUCCAAGAAACUUCUUCAGCUCUGACUGGACUUUCGUUGUUUUUCCUUGAAGAUGUUUCGCUUCCCAUAUCAGAAACUUCUUCAGUUCUGACUGAACUUUCCUUGUUUGGAUGGUGGGGAAUGGACGCCAUUGCUAUCCCAGAAUUCUCCUCUUGCUGCUCUGUAAACAGAGGGAACAUGGCACUCCGUCGGUACAGCUAGUCCUCGUCUUAACAACUCUUUGUUUUGCGACCGUUCGAAAUUGCAACAGCACUGAGAAAAGUGAUUUAUGACUGGUCCUCACAGUUAUGACCAUUGUGUCAAUGUGAUUAAAAUUCCUGCUCUGGGGUCAUGUGUGAUCACCAUUUGUGACCUUCUCAGCUGGCUCCUGACAUGCAAAGCCAAUGGCGGGAGGGGGGGGGAAGCUGGUUUCGCUUAAUGACCGUGUGAUCCAUUGAACUGCAUGAUUCGCUUAAUAGCCAUGGCAAAAUAAAACUGGUAAAAUCAGGUACGAGUCAUUUAACAAUCGCUUUGUUUACCAAUGGACAUUCUGAUCCCAACAGUCAGGUGGUUUUUAAGAAGAGAUUGGACAGCCAUUUGUCUGAAGUGGUAUAGGGUCUCCUGCUUAAGCAGGAGGUUGGACUAGAUGACCUCCAAGGUCCCUUCCAGCUCUCUUAUUCUGUUAUUCGAAGCUGAGGACUGCCUGUGUGUCUAGCAUCAAGACCGAGCAUCGAAAUUCCCCUGUGAAUGAAGUUUCAUUCAGACUUUCUGAAAAAAUUGUUCUUCGGAUAAGGAGGGGGGGUCCCGGCAAUCCUGACGGUUUUUGAACAUUAUCGCUUCCAUGUCUGACUCAAGAAACUGGUGGCUCAAUAUGGUUUUGAGGUUAUCUGUUCAUGUUUUCAGUUUCUUCUCCUAAUCAAAGAGAGCAGCGUUCUGAGGUUGAAAAUUGGGGUCGAAAACUUCCCAUGCCAGAAACCACAAGGUGUCAAGGCUCGUGUCAAAACCUCCAAGUUGUUCGUUCAUGGCAUCUGCUGUUGCAUUGUGUUGACUCGUGUUGUGUCCUUGUUUUCUUAUCAUAAACUCUUGACUGCCCUUCUGAAACGGAUAGCUGAAGAUUAUGUUUUCCAUCUAAAUCUGGUAAAAUGAGAAGAGUUUUGAGCGAGUCUUUGAACCGAAUAUACACCAAUAAGGACAGAUGAGAGAAGAAAAUCAUCUCGUUGUUUUUGCUCAAUUCUUCUGGAUGUCUAAUACUGGAGAGAGGAUAUCCAAAAAAAAAAAAAAAAGGAGCUUAACUCUAUAUGUAUUCAACAUUCUAAAAUUAAAAAAUAUAAAUGCUGAAUGAGAUGAGAGUGUUUUUAAUGAAAUGUUCAGGCUGACUAAUUGUGAGUCUAGCGUUUUCGGUGUUUUUCUGUACCUGGGAUCUCUGCAUUCUUUAUUUUAUUGUGUUACUUUUUCCUAGUCUCCUCCUCUUCCUCUC
Messenger RNA from Crotalus tigris (Tiger rattlesnake), 2906 nucleotides. It is a transcript of the gene CXCR3, whose product is annotated as C-X-C motif chemokine receptor 3. Gene Ontology annotation, molecular function: C-X-C chemokine receptor activity. The record is from RefSeq and is a predicted model, not a curated record. Lineage: Eukaryota; Metazoa; Chordata; Lepidosauria; Squamata; Viperidae. Gene Ontology annotation, cellular component: membrane. Gene Ontology annotation, biological process: immune response; regulation of leukocyte migration; inflammatory response. The coding region runs from base 271 to 1362 and encodes 363 amino acids. The transcript has 2 exons.